This is a messenger RNA of Oryzias latipes (Japanese medaka), 5040 nucleotides long. RefSeq names its product EPH receptor B1 (gene ephb1). Gene Ontology annotation, biological process: protein phosphorylation; axon guidance; ephrin receptor signaling pathway. The record is from RefSeq and is a predicted model, not a curated record. Gene Ontology annotation, cellular component: plasma membrane; dendrite. NCBI's taxonomy places the organism in Eukaryota, Metazoa, Chordata, Actinopteri, Beloniformes, Adrianichthyidae. Gene Ontology annotation, molecular function: ATP binding; protein binding; transmembrane-ephrin receptor activity.
AGAGCAGGCAAUGUCGGGUGUCCCCCAAACCCCCCACAACACCACCCUCACCCACCCCUCUGUGCGCAUCCGCCAGCCCCUAUACUCCGCUUUUCCCUUGCGCUGACUGUCACACAGUGUUUACUACGUCUUGAAAUGUGACUCACAUCAGAGACUGUCUGCUGGAGUCUGGCUCAGACAAACCAGGGAUUCUUCAGACGCGCACCUUGCGUCUUGGUUAUCUGGGGACCCGCUGUGGAGCAUUUCUACCCUUCUGCCAUGACAGUGGAUUUGUUUACGCUUUUGUGCGCGCUGGCCAUUACGUCCUCUGCUAUGGAAGAGACUUUGAUGGACACUCGAGUGGCCACAGCAGAACUGGGCUGGACAGCAUAUCCCAACUCUGGGUGGGAGGAAGUGAGUGGCUACGAUGAAAACCUCAACACCAUUAGGACCUACCAGGUGUGUAAUGUCUUUGAACCCAGCCAAAACAACUGGCUCCUCACUACAUUUAUUGACCGCAAAGGAGCACAGCGAAUUUACGUGGAGAUACGAUUCACUGUGCGUGACUGCAGCUCCAUCCCAAAUGUCCCUGGUUCCUGUAAAGAGACAUUUAAUCUGUAUUACUAUGAAACGGACGCUGUCAUCGCCACCAAAGGCACCGCCUUCUGGAUGGAGGCACCAUACCUGAAGGUAGACACUAUUGCUGCUGAUGAAAGCUUCUCGCAAGUGGACUUUGGUGGACGCUUAAUGAAGGUCAAUACAGAAGUAAGAAGCUUUGGUCCACUGUCCAAGAAUGGCUUCUACCUUGCUUUUCAAGACUACGGAGCCUGCAUGUCUCUUCUGUCUGUAAGGGUGUUUUACAAAAAAUGCCCAAGCGUGGUCCAAAACUUUGCAGUCUUUCCAGAGACCAUGACAGGGGCGGAGAGUACCUCACUUGUCAUUGCAAGAGGAAAUUGCAUCCCCAACUCAGAGGAAGUGGAUGUCCCAAUAAAACUCUACUGCAAUGGUGAUGGAGAGUGGAUGGUUCCUAUUGGCAGCUGCACAUGUAAAGCUGGAUUUGAACCUGACAAUGGCAAUGUUUGCCGAGCAUGCCCACCAGGUACCUUUAAAUCAACCCAAGGUCCAAGUCUUUGUCUGCAGUGCCCUCUAAACAGCCGCUCCACAGCUGAAGCUGCCACCGUUUGUGUUUGUCGGAAUGGGUACUACCGCGGGGAUGCUGAUCAACCAGAUGAACCCUGCACUAGUGUUCCCUCCAGCCCAAGAAAUGUGAUCUCCAUUGUGAAUGAGACCUCAGUCAUCCUGGAGUGGCAUUCACCCAGAGAGACUGGUGGUCGGGAUGAUGUCGUCUACAACAUAGUGUGUAAGAAGUGCCGGGCUGACAGGCGUUCCUGUUCCCACUGCGAUGACAACGUGGAUUUUGUUCCUCGACAGCUGGGUUUGACAGAGACCAGAGUCUUCAUCAGUAAUCUAUUGUCACACACUCUGUACAGCUUUGAAAUACAGGCUGUCAAUGGUGUCAGCAAUAAGAGCCCGUAUCCAGCGCAGCAUGUUACCAUAGACAUUACCACCAACCAGGCAGCACCAUCAAUUGUUCCCAUCAUGCACCAGAUCAGCUCCACCAUGAACAGCUUCACACUAUCAUGGCCUCAACCAGAACAGCCCAAUGGCAUCAUCCUUGAUUAUGAGCUACGCUACUAUGAGAAGGAUCAUGCUGAGAUUAACUCCACCACCCUUCGCUGCCAAACUAACACUGCACGUGUGGAGGGCCUACGGCCGGGUACCGUCUAUGUGGUACAGGUGCGAGCGCGGACUGUGGCUGGCUUUGGCAGAUACAGCAGCAAGAUGUGCUUCCAAACCCUCACAGAUGAUGACUUCAAAUCAGAGCUGAGGGAGCAGCUUCCUUUGAUUGCGGGCUCGGCAGCAGCAGGAGUGGUCUUCAUUGUUUCUCUUAUUGCCAUUUCUAUCGUGUGCAGCAGGAAAAGAGCUUACACCAAGGAGGCGGUAUACAGUGACAAGCUGCAGCAUUACAGCACAGGAAGAGAACUCUCUUUGCGAGCCGACAUGUCUAACUGCCCAUCCCCACUUGGCUGCCCGACCCACUUCUCAGGCUCUCCAGGAAUGAAGAUCUACAUUGAUCCUUUUACCUAUGAAGACCCCAAUGAAGCUGUGAGAGAAUUUGCCAAGGAGAUUGACGUCUCCACUGUCAAGAUAGAGGAGGUGAUUGGUGCAGGUGAAUUUGGUGAGGUGUACAAAGGCCGUUUGAAGCUGCCUGGUAAGAGGGAGAUCUUCGUCGCCAUUAAAACACUCAAGGCCGGCUACGUGGAGAAGCAGAGGCGAGACUUCCUAUCUGAGGCUUCAAUCAUGGGUCAGUUUGACCACCCAAACAUAAUACGCUUGGAGGGGGUCGUCACAAAGAGCCGGCCUGUCAUGAUCCUCACAGAGUUUAUGGAGAAUGGUGCCCUUGACUCUUUUCUAAGGCAAAAUGACGGUCAGUUCACAGUGAUCCAGUUGGUGGGAAUGAUGCGCGGCAUCGCAGCAGGAAUGAAAUAUCUCUCAGAAAUGAAUUAUGUUCAUCGUGACCUGGCUGCAAGAAACAUUCUUGUCAACAGCAACUUGGUUUGUAAAGUAUCAGACUUUGGCCUGUCACGCUAUCUACAGGAUGACACAUCUGAUCCCAGCUACACCAGCUCUCUGGGUGGGAAAAUUCCUGUCAGGUGGACAGCACCAGAGGCAAUCGCUUACAGGAAGUUCACCUCAGCCAGUGAUGUGUGGAGCUACGGCAUUGUCAUGUGGGAGGUGAUGUCAUUUGGAGAGCGACCGUACUGGGACAUGUCCAACCAGGAUGUGAUCAAUGCAAUUGAACAGGAUUACCGCUUGCCUCCGCCCAUGGACUGCCCCAGUGCCUUGCACCAGUUGAUGCUGGAUUGCUGGCAGAAAGACCGCAAUGUACGACCUCGCUUUUCAGACAUUGUCAGUACCUUGGACAAGAUGAUCCGUAACCCUACCAGCCUCAAAGCCGUAGCCAACAUUCCUGCAGUGCCUUCUCAGCCACUGUUGGACAGAUCCAUACCUGACUUCAACACCUUCAGUUCGGUAGAAGACUGGCUCACAGCCAUCAAGAUGGGCCAGUACAGAGACAACUUCCUGAACUCAGGAUUCACCUCUCUGCAGCUCGUGGCUCAAAUGACCUCAGAGGAUCUGCUGAGAAUAGGAGUGACCUUAGCAGGCCACCAGAAGAAGAUCCUGAAUAAUAUCCAGUCCAUGAGGGUGCAGAUGAGCCAGCCACCUAAUACUGUGGCAUGACUACAGGGGGCGCUGUGCCAUGGAACGGGCAGCAUUCGAAGGACCAACAAAGGCAGCCCUCGAAUGACCCCCAGUCCAACGGAACGCGCCAGAGUCGAGACUAUUGUCUUAAUCUAACCCACUAACACGGCGACAGGAGACCAGGGUCAACACUUCCACAUUUUUAACAGCUUUCACACGUCAUGCAGCCCUCAACAGGCAUUCAGGGUCCAGACCUGAUAUUGUUUUUCUCCACACACAAGGAAGACAAACGUCAUUGUUGUGGUUGUGAACUUCAUGCCAUCAUAAACAAAAAUAACUUCAACAAUCCAACAUCGAUCAAUGACCUACUAACAUUUUCUGGUUGUGUAGUAAAAUGAGUGAACCGUACUUCCAUAUUCUCUGGACAAGAAAAUGUUACAGAUGUAAAAUGUGAACCAUUUAAAAACAUGUGGCCUGUAAUUUUUAUCCAUAUCAUAGAAAGUCUGUGCAAUGAAGGUAUCUUUACUAGAUGAGGAAUAUGUUCCCCAAAAUAAGCAACUACCAGUAGAACAUUUUGUGAAGUAUACAGGGAUGUACAGCGAAGCACCAUUUUCAAAUUUCACAUCUAUUGCUUGAUUAAAGAUUUUUUAAAUACAUGUAACAUAAAUGAACUAAUGAGAAAUCAGAGCUUAGUUAUAUUUUGUCUUUUCCAACUGUUUCUUUGGUUUUGCCACUAUAGCAAGAUACCAUCCACGUGUAUUUUAACUUUAACACUACCUGUGGAGGUUUGGUUUGGAGCUGAAGGACAUUUUAACCAGCUCCAGUCAGAUUCAGAAACUAUAAAUAUGUUUAUCUCUUGCUCAGUAUGAUUAUAUAUUUCAUAAUAAACCUUCAUAUUGAAGGUGUUAUAUAUGAACAUGUAUGUACAGAUCACACUGCUUGCAUUUUUGGCAAAGAUGUUUUGGCUGGACUGCGAUAGAAACAUGCGAUGUGUAGUUUCCUAUGACACCCUGCUUUAUUUGGACACCGGAACAAUGGACGUUUUGUUGUUUGCCUCCAUGGUCCAGUGGCACCAGUCACCUCUUUUGACUAGUGAAACUGUAAUCACAGAUGUUAUUGUAGAUCAGAAAACAAUUUACUGUAGGAGUUAUCAUAAUUAAGAUCACCUCCAUCUAAUGGAGAUCUUUUUAAAUAUGGGUGAACACAUGCUGUCUCUGGCAGGGAGCACUUACAUGUACAGUUAUGUUUUAUGUUCCAUUUGCUCUUGCUGUUUGUUUGGAGGCUGAUCUGCACCGACCAGAGGAGAACGAAGCUCCGUGUCUUGGCUGGCGCAGAUGACCGAAAAUUUGAAGAUUUGCUCACUUUAGAUCGGCAUACAGCCAGCACUUGCAUCCAAAUAUCUAAGAGCACGAAUAAGACACACCAAGACAAACUGCUGUGGACACCCAAUGAAGAGAAAACUGGAUAAAGUGGGACCUUUUGAAGAUAUUUGUCGCAAUCUUUCUCUCCUGUGGUACACAAAUAUUGGGGGAGCUGAUUGUGAGUGUGCACCUGUCUUAUGUGUCUAGUUGUUUGUUUGAGAGGCGGUGGAUGUGUGUGUUUUGUGCAUAUCAAAUGUGUACAGACAGUGUGUGCACAGGGUACUUUGUUGGAGAGUGUGAAUGUUUUCUUCUUCAUCAGUUUCUGUAUUGCUGCCACUUGUAAAUUGUGAAAAAGUAUGUGUCAAAAGUUUGUAAGAUGUAACUUUCUGAGAAAUAUUGUACUAAAAUGCACUCAAUAAAAGCCUUUGAAAAACCA